AUGUCAAUUAAAAUUAAAUCUAAAUUAAGAUCUGAUCUAUCAACUAGUAAUUUUUACAAGGAAUUUAUACUCAAGAAUAGACAUCGUAUAGUUUCAUUUCAUUUACCAGUGAUCGAAUGUACAACAGAAUUUUUUCCACCAUUUACUUUUGAUUCAGCAUUUAUUCGACUUGAAUCUAUUAUUAUUAAUCUAACGGAACCAAAAAUACUUACUUUGAUUCUGAAAAAUUUAACCUGUCUACCUCGUUUGUUUUCAUUAACAAUCGACAUAUUGAAAAUUUUGGAGCAUUUAAAUGAUAUUUAUCGAUUAAUAUUCGCUUUAUCGACAUUAAAAUAUAACAAAGUUAUUGUUCAUUUCAAAGAAAGUUCGAUCACACUUCCUAUAGCUACUGAUGAAGAAUUUGGUUGUAUUGAAUCUCUUAUUAUUGAUCAUUCUUGUUCUUUAAAUGAACUCAUCUCUUUGAUAUCUUAUACACCACGUCUUCGUCAUUUAACUGUUUGUAAAACAGAUAAUAAUGAUACAAAUGCCCAAAUUUUCUCAUUAAGAAAUUUAAUUAAUUUGGAAUCGAUUUAUUUGGAUAUGUUUCAAAUAACAUUUCAUACGUUAGCAAUAUUUUUAUGUAAGUUAUCUUCAAAUUUAAAAAUUUUAUCAAUUGCUAGUUCAAAUGAUAUAAAUUUUCUUAAUGCUCAUCUGUGGGAAAAUUUAAUUUCAAUUAAUUUCCCUCAAUUAGAAAAGUUUUAUUUAACAUAUUCUGAUCGUUUUCUUAAUGAUAAUCAAUAUGAAGUAUAUCAUGUACAAGUAAAUGAAUUUUCUUCAUUGUUUUGGAUUAAACGCAAGUGGAUAUUUGAUGUCGAAAUUAGAUUUAUUAAUAUUGAAUAUAUCGUUCAUCCGUACAAUAAACGAUGGUAUGAUGAUACAGAUGAGAUUAAUGUUAAUUAUUCUAUCGAACCUUGUAAACUAACUGGUUUAACAUUUGGACAUAUGGCUGAUUUUACGUUCGAGGGAUAUAUGUUCAAAAAAAUUCAACGUAUUUUAACAAUAACACAAAUUUUUUAUUUAAAUAUUCUUGAAAACCAUAUUUUAACUAGUGUAUUAAUUAAAUUACUAGACGAAUUACCAGAUUUAAUUGUAUUAGCAAUGCAUUCAUUGUCAUUUGAUAAAACAAAAGAUUCUUCUGUUAGAACUUAUGAUGAUAUAUACUCAAUGAGAGACAAGAGUAAAAUAAAGAAGGUUUAUAUUCAAGAAAUCAAUAAUAAGAAAGAUUUUGAUUUCCUUUGCACAUUCUGUCCUCAUAUGAAAUAUUUCAAAGUCAAACAUAUAAAUAGCAUGAGCAUUCAAUUAUUUUUACAAGUUAUUCUGAAGAAAAUAUCUGAUGAUGAAAAUAUUGAUGUUCGUGCAUUAUGUUUCCAUAUGCCGCUAGCAGAUGAUCAAAUUAUUCAAAACUUAAAAACAUUUAUUACACGGGAACAAUUACUCGCUCAAUUCACCAUUUCACGUACAUUCGACCAUAUAUAUUUACGAUGGGACUGA
This is a messenger RNA of Rotaria sp. Silwood2, 1530 nucleotides long. Lineage: Eukaryota; Metazoa; Rotifera; Eurotatoria; Philodinida; Philodinidae. The record is from the annotation of a GenBank genome assembly.